This is a messenger RNA of Pomacea canaliculata, 1016 nucleotides long. RefSeq names its product D(2)-like dopamine receptor. Gene Ontology annotation, biological process: adenylate cyclase-activating adrenergic receptor signaling pathway. NCBI's taxonomy places the organism in Eukaryota, Metazoa, Mollusca, Gastropoda, Architaenioglossa, Ampullariidae. Bases 31 to 981 code for a protein of 316 amino acids. The record is from RefSeq and is a predicted model, not a curated record. Gene Ontology annotation, cellular component: membrane. Gene Ontology annotation, molecular function: G protein-coupled receptor activity; dopamine neurotransmitter receptor activity, coupled via Gi/Go. The transcript has a single exon.
UCCUUACACCUGAGCUUCAAUGGCCUGUCGAUGGAUUACAAGUCCAUGGAGUGGGAUCGACGCUUCUUCCAGAUUCAGCAGGAGAUGGACGCCUGCCUCCUAGACAACGAAGGAGGCGAUAGCGAUCUUAACGCUAAAUCAAAAAAAUGUAGAAACACUCCAACCUCGCUUCCCGUAACAAAACCCCCGCGGUCGUGGGUCCACACCGUGCCGUUGCCACCCGUUACCUCGACCACCGCGAAAGACGAAUCAGAGUCCGACAACGACGCGGACACGUCAGCCUCGUCCAACUCGGACAUGAUCACCAUUCGCUUGCACCCGCCCGCCAGUCCCAGCACCCGCAGCGCACCGCAGAGCGGCAGCGGCGCACAGAGCGACACUAGCGUCAUCCCCAGCGUGGUUGUGUCCAGCGAGGCCGACAACACGCAGGAGGACUCCGACGUCCUCAACACCAACGACGAAAGUCCGGCAACGGACGCCGGCGUCCACCCCUCCCACGGAGCGGCGGGGGGAGGAAACCGCAGCAAGCACAAGCGGCUGCUGAAGGCCCGCUUCCGCAACACCAUCCGCGCCAGCGCUCGCCCCAUGUUUAAGCACCUCAUCUCCAAGAAGACAGCCUGCAACGAACGCAAAGCUUCUAAGGUACUGGGUAUCAUCUUCAUCGUCUUCGUCACCCUCUGGACGCCCUUCUUUAUCGUCAACAUCCUCUCUGUCACCUGCGAAUCGUGCAUGGAGGGUGUGACGGGGCAAAUGAUGUCCCUCUUUACCUGGAUGGGUUACGUGGCGUCGCUGGCCAACCCCAUCAUCUAUACCAUGUUCAACACUCCUUCCGCAGGACCUUUCAUCAAGAUUCUCACCUGCAAGAUGCAGCAGGUACCGCGCCGGACCAUGUUCUCGGACAACCACCCGAUGAGCAACACCACGGUCAUGCCUAGCGACCGCAGGAACACUAUGACCGUACUGCUGGACUCUAAAUCUUAGGUCUGCACGUGCAGAGUGUGUUACUUCUUCCUUGC